GGAAAAGAUUUCCUAACUUAGUGACCGAGUGAGAGCGCGCAGACACGCAGAGGCUCGUCUUUAAACGCGGUUUUAGCUUGUAUCUGUUUGUUUGUUGAGUUUUAAGAUCAGUUCAGGUGAGGGAAGUUUGUGUCUGAGAACUUAAAGAAGGAGAAGUGGAGGCUGAGGCGGGAAAUGGGUAAAAAAGAGGAGAAUGAGCCGGACUCUGAGUAUGGAGAACCUGCUGAGUUUGAUCCACAAUUCAAUGGACCCAUAAAGAAAAGAGGGUGCACUGAUAUAAUCUGCUGUAUCCUGUUUAUGGCGGUCAUCGUUGGCUAUGCAGCAGUUGGGAUUUUAGCUUGGCUCUAUGGAGAUCCCAGACAUGUUCUUUAUCCAAGAAACUCAACUGGAUGGUUCUGUGGCACUGGACCAAAUAAAGACCGACCCAACUUGUUUUACUUUGACUUCCUUAAAUGUGCCACAUCUGUUAAUGUCAUGGCAACGGCUCUUAAUGGCUUUCAGUGUCCAACCACACAGGUGUGUGUGGAAAGCUGUCCCAAUGAUUUCAGUGCCGUGUUAUUUACUUCAUAUUCAAAAAGGCCAGCAGACGUUUUCAAUCAGAGCCUCUGUGUGCCUUCCAUAGACCUGAAAACUACUAAGCUGACGGUUCAACAAAUUAUUGACCAGGAGCUGUGUCCUUUCUUCCACAUUCCAACAACCUCUGUUCUUGGGAGAUGUCUGCCCAAUAUUGCAGAUCUGGGGAAGAUCCCAGGCUACUUUGCCGAAGUUCCAGGCCUACCCUCCUCAAUCAACGACACAGCCAGCAUAAUCAAGAAUGGCACUGGUGAUGUUGUGAAUGGCUUCAAUGCCAGAGAGAUUGGAGUCCGAAUCUUUGAGGAUUUUGCGUCGUCAUGGCCAUGGAUCCUCGUUGGUCUGCUAAUAGCCAUGGUGGUCAGUAUGCUGUUCCUGUUGCUGCUGAGAUUCACGGCUCCAGUCAUGGUGUGGGUGCUCAUCAUCGGGCUCCUAGGCGCUGGGGCAUACGGGAUUUGGCACUGCUACUGGGAGUACGAAAACCACAGGCAAAACUCGGCCACCAUAUCUGAAAUUGGUUUCACCACCAACUUCCAGGUUUACCUGCAAGUCCAAGAGACCUGGCUGGCCUUCUUAAUAAUCGUAUCUGUGGCCGAGGCGAUCAUUCUCCUGACUGUCAUCUUCCUGCGGACCAGAAUCCUCAUAGCCAUCGCCCUCAUCCAGGAGUCCAGCAAGGCAAUCAGUCACAUGAUGUCCGCUCUGCUGUACCCUCUGGUCACCUUUGCCCUCCUGUUGGUGUGUGUUGCUUACUGGGGUGCCACUGCUUUAUAUUUGGCCACUUCAGGAAAUCCGAUCUACAGAGUCGUGGCUCUCAACUCCAGUACGAGCAGGUGUCAGAGUAUCAACGGCACUGAGAAUUGUAACCCUCAGAACUUCACCUCAUCAGCUUACCCUGACUGCCCAUCAGCCAGCUGCAUCUUCAUCAAAUACAACGACGAAGGUCUCUUCCAGCGGAACAUCUUCAAUCUGCAGAUCUACAACGCCGUGGCUUUUCUCUGGUGUGUCAACUUCGUCAUCGCCUUGGGCCAGUGUACGCUGGCGGGGGCCUUCGCCUCUUACUACUGGGCCUUCUCCAAACCAGGAGACAUUCCCAUGUUCCCACUGUCUGCGAGCUUCAUACGCACACUCAGGUACCAUGUGGGCUCCCUGGCUUUUGGUUCUUUGAUCCUGACCCUGGUGCAGGUGGUGAGGAUCAUUCUGGAGUACAUCGACCACAAAACAAGAUCGGCUCAGAAUCCAUGUGCUCGCUUUCUGAUGUGUUGCCUGAAGUGCUGCUUCUGGUGUUUGGAGAAGUUCAUCAAGUUCCUUAACAGGAACGCUUACAUCAUGAUUGCUAUUUAUGGGAAAAACUUCUGUGUGUCAGCCAAAAAUGCUUUCAAGCUGCUCAUGAGAAACAUAGUGAGAGUCGUGGUGCUCGAUAAAGUGACAGACCUGCUGCUGUUCUUCGGAAAGCUGCUGGUGGUCGGAGGAGUAGGCGUGCUGUCCUUCUUCUUCUUCUCUGGUCGGAUAUUGCUACCAGGCAGCACCUUCCGCUCUGAAACCCUCAACUACUACUGGAUGCCAAUUAUUACGGUGAUCUUUGGUAGUUACCUCAUAGCUCAUGGCUUCUUCAGUGUGUACAACAUGUGUGUCGACACCCUCUUCCUCUGUUUCCUGGAGGACCUGGAGCGCCACGAUGGAUCUCUACAGAAGCCGUACUAUAUGUCCAAAAACCUCAUGAAGAUCCUCAACAAAUCCAACAAAACAGCAAAAACAGAUCGAAAGAAAAAAUGAAGAACAUUUUACCUCUUGAGUUCAUGAAACCAAACAAACAGAAGCACACUGCUUCAGGAUAUAAUUGUUUCUUCUCCUUUCAACACUCCAUCUUCUUCCGAAUACGUUUACUUAAAACUAAUUUGCUGAUUUUGCACUUUUUAUUGUGUUUUGUAUGUGAAUACGUGUGGGGCAGGUGAUGUGAAUUUUUAAGCUGCAUCUUAUGUGACAUAUUUCUUAAUUUGUGAAGGUGCAAUAUGUAAGACUUUAUGUUAAAAACAUAAAUAUUAACUUAAAUUAUCACCAGAACGUCGUUCCUCUGCCCCCAACUUGUUUUAAGUAUGAAGUUCUAACAGAAAUUAAACGAUGUACUUUUAUUUUGAAGAAAGUUUUGAUUCAGCUCUUGAUGAAUGACUCAGUUCCACAAUAAUUAUUUUAAUAUAUAAUAUUUUGUUUCUGUCAACAUUUGGAAGUUUUAGGCCAAUUCAACAUCCGUCACUUCCUCCUGUUAAAUGGAUUUAAAUGCAGGUAAAGAUUUAGUUUUUUUCUAUUAUUGUUGAGAAUGUUUUAUAUUUUAUUAUCAUAUAAUUUCAUCAAAUGGAAUGAAAAAUGUGCAACGACCAGGACAAAAAAAUGUUCUGUAACAUCAUAUAUUUUUAAGAUAUUAUUUGUAAAAAACAAAAGGGUUGUUUUACAAGUACAAACAUUUUUAUGAUAAUGAUUAUAAUAAAAAUAUUGCAAUAAAGUUGUAAAUAUGACUGUACAGGAUCCAGC
Messenger RNA from Acanthopagrus latus (yellowfin seabream), 3096 nucleotides. RefSeq names its product solute carrier family 44 member 4 (gene slc44a4). Gene Ontology annotation, biological process: choline transport; thiamine pyrophosphate transmembrane transport. Gene Ontology annotation, cellular component: plasma membrane. Gene Ontology annotation, molecular function: thiamine pyrophosphate transmembrane transporter activity. The record is from RefSeq and is a predicted model, not a curated record. The transcript has 22 exons. NCBI's taxonomy places the organism in Eukaryota, Metazoa, Chordata, Actinopteri, Spariformes, Sparidae. Bases 175 to 2343 code for a protein of 722 amino acids.